Molecule: messenger RNA, 7691 nt
Organism: Gymnogyps californianus (California condor)
Lineage: Eukaryota; Metazoa; Chordata; Aves; Accipitriformes; Cathartidae
Gene: ATP9A
Product: ATPase phospholipid transporting 9A (putative)
Exons: 28
Coding region: 1-3144 (1047 amino acids)
Biological process (GO): retrograde vesicle-mediated transport, Golgi to endoplasmic reticulum; phospholipid translocation; endocytosis
Cellular component (GO): trans-Golgi network; endosome; plasma membrane
Molecular function (GO): ATPase-coupled intramembrane lipid carrier activity; ATP binding; magnesium ion binding
Source: RefSeq, a predicted model, not a curated record
AUGACCGACAACAUCCCGCUGCAGCCGGUCCGGCAGAAGAAGCGGAUGGACAGCAAGCACCGCAGCGGGUGUUGUGAGUGCUUAAGAUGCUGUGGCAGGAGAGACCCAAGGCCUCGUACUGUUUGGCUUGGCCAUCCAGAGAAGAGAGACCAGAGAUACCCUCGCAAUGUGAUCAACAAUCAGAAAUACAACUUUUUUACAUUUCUCCCUGGGGUGUUGUUUAACCAGUUCAAAUACUUCUUCAACCUUUAUUUCUUGCUUUUGGCCUGCUCUCAAUUUGUUGUUGAAAUGAGGCUUGGCGCACUUUACACAUACUGGGUUCCUCUGGGAUUUGUGCUUGCUGUUACCGUCAUCCGAGAGGCCGCGGAGGAGAUCAGAUGUUACAUGCGCGACAAGGAAGUGAACUCACAGAUCUACAGCAAGCUCACAGUGAGAGGGACUGUGAAGGUGAAGAGCUCUAAUAUACAAGUAGGCGAUCUCAUCAUUGUUGAAAAGAACCAGCGGGUCCCUGCUGACAUGAUCUUCCUGAGGACGUCGGAGAAGAAUGGGUCUUGCUUCCUUCGCACUGACCAGCUGGAUGGUGAGACAGACUGGAAAUUGCGGCUGCCUGUUACCUGUACUCAGAGGCUGCCAACUGCUUCUGACCUACUGCAAAUCCGAUCUUAUGUAUAUGCAGAAGAACCCAAUAUUGAUAUACAUAACUUUGUGGGGACCUUCACAAGGGAGGACAGUGACCCCCCAGUGAAUGAAAGUUUAAGCAUAGAAAACACUCUAUGGGCCAGCACAGUGAUUGCAUCAGGUACUGUUGUGGGAGUUGUCCUCUACACUGGAAGGGAACUGCGCAGUGUGAUGAAUACUUCAAACCCAAGAAGUAAGAUUGGUCUUUUUGAUUUGGAAGUGAACUGUCUUACCAAGAUCCUAUUUGGGGCUCUUGUGGUGGUCUCGCUUGUCAUGGUGGCCCUUCAGCACUUUGCUGGCCGUUGGUAUCUUCAGAUCAUAAGAUUUCUCCUUCUGUUCUCAAACAUCAUUCCCAUUAGUUUACGUGUGAAUCUGGACAUGGGGAAAAUUGUCUACAGCUGGGUGAUCCGCAGAGAUUCCAAAAUUCCCGGGACUGUGGUUCGGUCCAGCACUAUUCCUGAGCAGCUGGGGAGGAUAUCCUAUUUGCUUACAGACAAAACAGGAACUCUUACACAGAACGAGAUGGUCUUCAAGCGACUUCACCUGGGAACGGUAGCUUACGGCCUGGACUCCAUGGAUGAAGUGCAGAGCCACAUAUUCAGUAUAUACACGCAGCAGUCUCAGGACCCACCUGCUGUGAAGGGCCUUACCUUAGCCACCAAGGUGCGUAAAACCAUGAGCAGCCGAGUGCACGAGGCGGUGAAGGCAAUCGCGCUGUGCCACAACGUGACACCAGUGUACGAGUCCAACGGGGUGACAGACCAGGCUGAAGCCGAGAGACACUACGAGGACUCCUGCAGGGUGUACCAGGCCUCCAGUCCUGACGAGGUGGCCCUGGUACAGUGGACUGAGAGCGUGGGCUUAACGCUGGUCGGCAGAGACCAGUCCUCCGUGCAGCUGAGGACACCGGGUGGCCACAUCCUGAACUUCACCAUCCUCCAGAUCUUCCCCUUCACUUACGAGAGCAAGCGCAUGGGCAUAAUCGUUCGGGAUGAAUCAACAGGAGAGAUCACCUUCUAUAUGAAGGGGGCUGAUGUGGUGAUGGCUGGGAUCGUGCAGUACAACGACUGGCUGGAAGAGGAGUGUGGUAACAUGGCUCGGGAAGGCCUGAGGGUUCUUGUUGUAGCCAAGAAGUCUCUGACAGAAGAGCAGUAUCAAGACUUUGAAGCACGCUACGUCCAGGCGAAGCUAAGUGUGCAUGACCGCUCCCUGAAGGUAGCCACAGUCAUCGAGAGCCUGGAGAUGGAGAUGGAGCUGCUGUGUCUCACCGGCGUGGAGGAUCAGCUGCAGACGGAUGUCAGACCCACUCUGGAGACGCUGAGAAAUGCUGGCAUUAAGGUGUGGAUGCUGACAGGGGAUAAGUUAGAGACAGCCACGUGUACAGCCAAGAAUGCACAUUUGGUGACACGGACACAGGACAUCCAUAUAUUCAGACUAGUGACUAACCGUGGAGAAGCCCAUCUAGAGCUGAACGCCUUCCGCCGGAAACACGACUGUGCUCUUGUUAUUUCUGGCGACUCACUGGAGGUGUGUCUGAAAUACUAUGAGUAUGAGUUCAUGGAGCUGGCUUGCCAGUGCCCUGCCGUUGUGUGCUGCAGAUGCGCUCCGACACAGAAGGCCCAGAUUGUGCGAUUGCUCCAGGAAAGGACCGGCAAACUCACCUGUGCAGUAGGUGAUGGAGGGAAUGAUGUUAGCAUGAUUCAGGAGGCUGACUGUGGUGUUGGAGUUGAAGGAAAGGAAGGAAAACAGGCAUCACUUGCAGCCGAUUUCUCUAUCACUCAGUUUAAACAUCUGGGUCGUUUACUAAUGGUGCAUGGAAGGAACAGUUACAAACGGUCUGCAGCUCUCAGUCAGUUUGUAAUCCACAGGAGCCUGUGCAUCAGUACAAUGCAGGCUGUUUUCUCGUCAGUAUUUUACUUUGCUUCAGUUCCUCUCUACCAAGGCUUUCUCAUCAUUGGGUACUCCACAAUUUACACGAUGUUUCCAGUGUUUUCUCUAGUCCUGGACAAGGAUGUUAAAUCUGAAGUUGCAAUGUUGUACCCAGAGCUCUACAAAGAUCUUCUUAAGGGACGACCGUUAUCAUACAAAACAUUUUUAAUAUGGGUCUUAAUAAGCAUCUAUCAAGGUAGCAUCAUCAUGUAUGGAGCACUCCUCCUCUUUGAAUCCGAAUUUGUCCACAUUGUUGCCAUUUCCUUCACAUCCUUGAUUCUCACCGAGUUACUGAUGGUGGCGUUGACGAUCCAGACGUGGCACUGGCUCAUGAUAGUGGCUGAGCUCCUUAGUCUCUCCUGCUACAUAGCUUCUCUGGUCUUCUUACAUGAGUUUAUUGAUGUUUACUUCAUUGCAACUUUGUCGUUCUUGUGGAAAGUCACAGUCAUCACUCUGGUGAGCUGCCUUCCCCUCUACGUCCUGAAGUACCUGAGACGAAGGUUUUCUCCCCCAAGUUAUUCGAAGCUCACGUCCUAGGGCUGCCCUCCUUGCACACCAGAGACAAAUAUUGCACAUGGCUGAGAGACAAAAUCAUGUAGUUGUUACUAUAAUGAAUACGUCCAAUAUUUGCAUAAGGAUCAUGUGGUAAUCUCUAUUACAUGCUGCUUUAUUGAAAAAGACUUCACAACUGCCGUGAACGGAAACCUAACGAUAAAAGGGAGUUUUUUGAGAGUGGAGGCACUUGUUAGUUCAUCCAGUUCUUGUCACUUUUGUUCAACUUAACUGGGGUCAAAUGCACGUAACUGCAAUGACGAUGGGUUUCUCAAGCAUGGUUAAAAGUAUCUGAAAGCUGCUAACUGACCUUGGAAUUUACAUUGGGCAAGUUUAAGUUACUUUUUUUAAGUAUCUGUGCUGUUCCUUGCAUUGUGUUAUGUUGUUCUAUAUUAUUUAUCUUUUUGAUUCAAGUAGUUACAUUCUUUUUACAUCUUGGAAAUCCCUUAAUGUAGGUGAUGCACUAUACUGCUGACAGCUGAUUCCUGAUUUAUGGCAUGCUGUUUCCAUAAUGGGGCUCCAGCAUGUUGGAUCUACAUGCACUUGAGAAUCUGAGCGUGUUUGAGAUUUUCCUUCAGUUGAAAUGUGGUCACCCUAGUGAUUUUGGAGGUAUCCAGCCAUUGAUAAAUACAGAGAAAUGGUAGUCCAAAAUGAAGAAAUUCAGUUUUGUUUAGCUUUUGUGCUUCCUGUUAAAAGGAGCUGGUGACAUAAUAGCUUUACUCUAUAUUUAUUUGUAUAGGAGAAAAUUAUCUAAACUAAAGCAAAUCCUCUUUGGAAAAGAAAUUUGCAGUUGAUCAGACUUGAAAUGUGUCGACAACGUGAGAAGAGACUCGUACUGUUCUGCAGACAAUGUGGCAGACGUGUCUUGAAUCCUUGGAGACUGAAAGGAGAGGUCACAGAGCUGCUAUUCCUCACAGCUACACGAAAUCUGUUUCCUGUUAGGGUGAAACUACGAAGAUGAGCUGCAAAUAAGCUGAGGCGCUCCUAGGUGGAUGUUGUUCAUGACAUACUCCCUGCAGAGAGGCAGUUUUUGAGAACCUUGCACUUGCUUUGCUCUAAAAACCAAACUUGAAUCACAGGAGUGGGGUUCGUAGGAAGGCAUUAGGCUCAUGUGCAGAGCAAAUUUAUGUAUUUAUUUUUAAUUUUCAAAUAUUAAACUCAAUGAGUUCUGUUUUUAUAAUAAGCAUUGGCCCACAUUAUAAUACCGUGAGGAGAGCAACACGUACUUAGGCUGCUCAGGAGAAGGACAGAGAGUUACGGGAACCUUUUACGUUUGGGUCCAUGCGUCAAACAUGGAUGAGCUUUUAGUGGCAGCCAUCCUCAUCUGUUGGCUGUUUAGUCUGUGCUAAAUUAGUUGCUUGCUGUCUCAUUCCCACAUCAUGAAAACCACAGUCGGAGCUGGCACUGCUUGGCGCCGUUGUUGGUCAGCUGCGCAGAGGGACCAGGAACAGCAGAGCCCAGAGCCUGAGCUCCCUUCUCCUCUCGAGGCAGCUCGUCCAGGUCAGGGCAACCAUGCUGGUGUGAGGAGCAGAAGCUCCCUGGUUAUCUCUGUGCCAUGCUGAACCUCUGUCACAGACUGCCAGCUUCUCUUGCCAUUGCUACAGGCGUUCCACUGUCGCAAGCAGCACAAUGCUGCAUUAAAAGGUCUGAUGUGAAAAUCAGUGGAAAAUGGGAGUGUUGUUUUAAAAGAGCUGGGGUCUACGUUGACCCAUAGUGGUACGUCUUGAAUUUUCAGAUCUAAGAUAGCUGUGGCUUGUGUGGUAAUUGCUCUGGGGAGUGUUUUGCACAACCUGACCUGCCUUCCUUGCUCUCAGUUCCUGUGAGUAAGUAUCAAAGAGGAGGGGAAGCAAGUUCCGGAAGAUUUAGUGAAAAAUUGGAUGUGCUUCAUAAUGCAUAUGGCUCAGGGUGAGAGGAAGGUACAAGUCCGUAUGACCUUGUUGUUAUUUCAUGUGGGGGAAACCCUCUUAAUUUAGAAAAUCAUGUUUCAAAUUGCUUCAGGAAUAAGAACAGCAAACACUCUUUAACUCACUGGUUUUUCUUUUGUGCUAGUCUUCUGAUUAGGCUCUUGUCUAAAGUCCUGAUACAUAGCAACCGCCUUCAGAAACAACCUACUGGCUAAGGAAAGCUAAUUCUUAGUAUUCACCUUUUCAUAAUAUUUUGAAAAAUUGCCUUUUUCCUUCUCUUCUAAUUUUUUUCCUAAAAAUAAUAAUAAUAUACAUUUAUACUUAUUUGACACGCAUGUUCAUGUUGGGAAAGGCCCUAGAAGUCCCACAUUCUCCGUGAAUUGUCUCGCAGGGGAAAAGCAGUGCCUGAACAGCCCGUUUGUGGGGGAGUUGGGCUAACAGCCUUUUGUGAAUUAUGCCACUUUGCCAAAAAGAUACUUAAUGUUGUCUUUAUUGUGACUUGCUACAGCUCCUGGAUAGUGUUGGCCAUGCAGGUGUUCUGGAGUCCCCAGUCAGCAUUUGAUUUAAAUAGAUUUAAAUGCAAGAAUCAAGAAUUUGUUUUGGCCACUUCUGGUGACUGAGAAGUCAAGUCCCUCUUGUCCGUUGGCAAACACAUCGCAGUAGACAUCUUUGUAAAGCCCUGUCCCUAUCUAGUGUGUAUUAGUAGUUAAAUGUCCUGCAAGAAUAACAGUGCCAUGCUACUGUAUGUAAAUAUUUGAGACGUAUAUAGGGUAGAAUUCACUGUUUCCUGAAGUCAAUACAGUUUACACUGAGUGGACCAUAUUUGCAAAAUAUUAGCUUACGCCAAGAAAGGGAGUGAAUUGUGAUUUUGGUUAUAUUUAUUGAAUCAUAACUUUAAUAAGGAAUGCAUAUUUAGUGGAAUUAAUAGUAAGCUAUAGCUGUGUUUUGGGGUGCGAAUUAUGUUCCUUUGCAGCUAGUUUUUUUGCACAAGGUUGUAAAUCCAGGAAGUAAUUUCUGUCUGGGUAUACACUGCAUUUUUUUUAAAGCAAUCAGAAAAUUAAAACUGCCAUCUGACAAACAGCAGGAAGGAGGAAUGAUUGUUAUAUUUUUCAAGUUUAGCACUUUAUGUCUGCAAUCUAUUUCUCUUCAGUUAUUUAAAAAAUGUUUUUAAAAGCAAAGUUUAAUACAUAUGUUCAUACUUACUGUACAUUUGAAUAAAUGGAUUUCUCUGCUGGAAAUUUAAUCUUUUUCCUCUAGUAUGCUCAUAAUUUGUGCUUAUUGGGAGUGAAGCAUUGUUUUCUUCUUCUGUGUAGUAUCUUGUUUGUAGCCUUACUUAGUGUUCUUCCUAUUCCUUUUUUUGUUGUGGUUUAUGUACUGUAGCAGUUCAUAUAACUUGUGUGCUUUGGGACUGUGCUCCAAGUGAUGCUGUAGGGUAGCGGUGUAUGUCUCACAGUGUGCUCUUGCUUCCCGUGGCUGCUUUAGGGAAGCCAACGCUCUGGGCUGUGCUGCUGCGGUGGUUAGCUAACGUGGAGGUUUUGUGACAUGCACUGCUCUCUUCCUGCAUGUCUACAGUAAUUCCAGGUGUGUCACAACCAUUUUCUUUUUUUUUUUUCCUUUACCUCUGUAUUUGUUUCCUCCAUAGAGCUUGUCCUGUUUAUCUUUGCAAACAUUUGUUUUGCUCAACUCAUAGUGCAAUUGAAAUGCAACAUUCUUUAUUCAACAGCAGCAGCUUAAAUCUGUGCAGGGUCUUAUCAGAACUGGGCUGAGGAGUGAUGAGUGACAUCCCUGGUGUCCCCUCAGUGUUGAGAACUACGUGCCGAGAGCUACAGCUGUGGCUGGACCAAACUGAGCAGCACCAAAAGUGGUGUUUUUCUGUGGUCUACUGAACUAUCACAAUUGAACGCCGUGACAACCUCUCUCGUUCUCUGCUACUGCUGAGGAAAAUUUUGCUAUAGUUGAGCUGAGUUUGUCAGGGAGCCCCAGAGAGUUAGAUGUGUGAAUCCCUAAAGCCUGUCUUUUGGCUUUAUCUUUUGAAGAAAGCCGCUGCACCAUCUGAUGCAUCAUAAAUCCUUGGUUUGCGCAAGCAGUGCUCUGAACCAGGUAUGUGAACUACUGUUGCAUGCAGCUCACCAUCACAAGUUCUUUGCGCACAGCUGUUCGGCUGGGGUUUGGCUCAUCCCCAUGGUUGCUGGGGCCAGUCCAGUGCCAACUAAAAUCUUCAGCGUGAGCUGGGUGGGCUGUUUUAUUUUUCAUUUAUCAUUAGUUAUUUCAUAAUUAAUAAAAUCUUUGAUUUGCAUGAAAUCCUGGGUUCUACAGCUUUGCCAAUAUGGUCCAUUACUACUGCCUACUACAACUUGUGUACUUAUAUGCCUUUGAGAACAUUUUUAAUUGUUAAAAAAUAAAUGUUAAGUUAAUUUAAUUUUUAAUUGGGGAAAUGGAUUCUGGUGUCAAAAUGAUAUUUACUGUGAUGCCGAUGUUUUGUACCUGUCAUCUAGUUAAACAAUAUGUAAAUACUCUUGAUUCAAGAGAAAUAUCAAUGCCAAUUAUUUAUUGUUCUGUGGAGUUACGUGUUGCAGAUGUGUAAGAACUUAAAAGGGAAUGUUGUAAAACAAGGUGGAAAAAUAAAUU